Messenger RNA from Filobasidium floriforme, 1482 nucleotides. RefSeq lists its product as uncharacterized. Gene Ontology annotation, cellular component: actin cortical patch. NCBI's taxonomy places the organism in Eukaryota, Fungi, Basidiomycota, Tremellomycetes, Filobasidiales, Filobasidiaceae. The transcript is spliced from 9 exons. The record is from RefSeq and is a predicted model, not a curated record. The annotation marks the transcript as partial. Gene Ontology annotation, biological process: actin cortical patch localization; actin cortical patch assembly; endocytosis. Gene Ontology annotation, molecular function: Arp2/3 complex binding.
UACUGGUGUACAGAGCUGGAAGAGAUCCUCACCCUCCCAGGGGCCAUCUCGUUGGAUGUACUGGAUAAUACGUUACGAAUGGUCAUCUCCCUCUUUUCAAGCUCGCACGACAAAUACAUGCAAUCCCCCGGAGAAUCCUCCCAUGCGUAUUACUUGUUGCUCAAGAGCGAUCUCUUUCGGUAUCAUUCGGAACGGAUGAUCAACCUCAUCUUGGCCGAGGCUGAAGAGAAUACCAACCCUCACACCCUUUUCAUCCUGUACAACAUCCUCUUACUGUGGGGAUCCAAGCAUCAUAGUCUCUUUCGGAGUCAUAGGCGGUGGAAGCGGCUCUCGAGAGGUUUGGGCGACGUCUUUGAUGCGGAGAUCGACGAGCGUUCGGUGGAUUCGGAUGGGAACCCCCCGAUCGAAGCUAGAUUACGGUUACCGGCUACUCAGCUGAUGUACGAGGUCCUCCGGGUACAAAAGCUCAGUGCCGAAGAACUAGAGGGCUUCACCGACGACUUUAUCGAUAGGCUUUUCGAGCUCGUGGAGACUUCCCGGAAUUUCGACGAGGAGUUGAAUUACGCCGUGAUCCGGUUGAUCAUCGCGUUGAACGAGCAGUUCAUGGUCGCCUCAGCCCAAUCGGUCGUUCCUAAACAAGGAGGCCUCAAACCGCCAGAAGACCCCUCACACGGUCUCCUUUCCCCCACGCCUGCCGCGCCUGACGCUCGGACCUUGUUAUCCCCACCACCAGAGCACUUGCCACCCUCGAUGGCACCGACGACGAGGAACCAUCACCGAGCGCAUUCCAAUUUACAUCCUCCUCUUCACGUCGAGGAGACAAAGGGCAAGAAUAGGGUGUUGGGCGUCUUGAUGAGUCGGUUGGGGAACAGCAAGACGUUUGGCGAGAAUGUGAUUUUCAUGUUGAAUCGGUGUCAAAACACCCCGGACGACCUCUGUGUGCAGUUGUUGUUGCUCAAGAUCCUCUACCUGCUUUUCACGACGGCGGGUACACAAGAGUACUUUUAUACCAACGAUCUGCGGGUGCUCGUGGAUGUUUUCUUACGGGAACUGGUAGAUCUACCGGAAGAGAGCGAGGCUUGCCGUCAUACCUACCUUCGGGUACUUCACCCGCUCUUGACCAAUACCCAACUGAAAUCCGAACCUUACAAACACCCUCAGAUCCGACUUGUCCUCCUCUCUCUGACCUCCCACUCUCACAUCCGGGAGGUCGACCCGACGACCAAACGUCUCGUCGAGCGAUGUCUCAACGCGGACUGGGGUGACGGUGGGGGAAGGGGAACGGUCGUUGCGGGUUUGAGGCAUAUACCGUUGACAGGCGAGAAUGAGCCUUUGAGCUUGGAAGCGAACCACGGGCAUAUGAUCGUCCCUGAGAACGUCAAGGGGAUGUCGAUCGAUGCGCCGGCACCGGUGGAGGAGAAGGCGCCGAAGAUGAAACGUGGACAGAGUCUGCUACGGAAACUCGGUCGGAGCCAGAGGUGA